Gregarina niphandrodes is the source of this 2097-nucleotide messenger RNA. RefSeq lists its product as hypothetical. NCBI's taxonomy places the organism in Eukaryota, Apicomplexa, Conoidasida, Eugregarinorida, Gregarinidae. The transcript has a single exon. The record is from RefSeq and is a predicted model, not a curated record. The coding region runs from base 1 to 2097 and encodes 698 amino acids.
AUGGUACGGCGUUCGAAGCACGUGGCACCUCUGGCGACGGGUCGGGAGGAACGUCCGUUGUUGCAUCCUCGAAGUGCGGCGCCAGUGUUGAUUGCGGAGCGGGGUAGUUCGGAAGCAGUGGUGCGUGGAGUGGAGGCGCGUUGUGUGGUGACAGUGAAGCCGUUUCGGAUCGAGGUGUGUGAUUUGUACGGUCGGCCGGUGCAGGAGCAGGUGUGUGAGGCGAAGCAUUUGUUGAGCGCAGUCUUCGCUGGUGUUGCGGGUAUUGGGGAGACGUUGGUAUGUGCGACAGCGGCCUUUACCGUGUGUGUGUAUCACCUGGUGGGUGUGUGUGCACCGCCACGUCUGGUGUGCGAAUUACCGUUGCACUUACCUGAAAACGUGUGGCUGCGUUACUAUCGAGCACACACUCGUCGUCCUGCGUUCCUAAACGACUUGCGGCUCAGUGCGCUUGCCUGUCCCUCCGAAUUCGCCCGACGCCACGGACUCGUUGCCGUUGGCUCCAGUGGCGGUCUCACACAACUGUGGAAAUUACCUGACCGCAAACUCGUCGCCCUCCUUCCACCACCUCUCGCCGAAAAAACUGGCGUCGCUGCACUUGCUUUCUCCGCACUAGACCAGGCCGAGUUCUGCACCGACCUCGCCUCCCCCUUCACUAAGCCUGAACUCUCAUUCGCACGACGUAACUACCUCUGGCUCUUCUACUCAGACGGGCAAACCGCGCUCUGGCGACUCAGCUUCAGCGGAGAUUCCUGGGGACCCCAAGCCACGACCAAUCGCGAACUCCUCCGGACGGCACACCUCUCUGCACAAAUAUCAGCACAACUCUCCGCUCGAGCCGCCAGAACCCGAGCCCGAGAGGGAGAUAGCGCUGACCGAGACGGAGACGGCACUGACCGAAAGGGGGGACGUGACCGAACCGCGGCCGUCGGGGAGGGGGACGUCAAUAAACUCGCCGAAGCACUCGCGGACGACGAAGAACAAACCCUCUACGUCGGCGCCAUCCCACCGCACCUGCAUUAUUACUUCCCCACCAUCGAGCAUCCUCUCCGGACCGUCGAAGACAUCGUGCUCCAGCAACUCGUCUCGUGGAAGGACGUCGUUCGCGAACCCGAACCCGGCCUCGUAACGCUCCACCAUGCCCAGAGCUAUCAGGCCCAGAGCUAUCAUACCCAGAGCUGCAACGCCACCGCUCACGUGUGCGCCUCCGCACACGUGAGUGCCAGCGAACAUGUGCGCGAACAGGACUCAGAGUCAGCGUCGGAGCGCGUGUCUGACGGGAGCGCGCUGCUGACCGACGGCGUUCUCUACAGCCACGGCGGCAUAGCGGGCGGCGGGGGUGGUAUGAGUCGCGUAAGAAGUUGCACGAUGGCGGCGGUACAAGCGAUGGGCAAUCCGUCAAAGUCGGGAAGUCGAUCGAUCGAGGAAUUGGUUGACGAGGAACCGCGAGGAAUUCGGGGACGGGGAAUGGCAUUGCGCGAAUCAGUGGUGAUUGAGAACACUUUGGAAUGUGGUGAGUGGGUAGCCUUGUUUGUUCGACAACAGGCGGAGUUCGGGUUUAUUCUAUUGCAUCCACGAGCAUUGGGAUCGCCUAUACGACCCGUCAUCACCUUCCGAAAUCUCAGUAUUCCCGUCAACAUGGACUCUCCUGUCGCGACUUGUUAUGCUCAAAUACGCGACCGCAGAUGCUUCGUCGUUGCCACUGCUGGAGUCAUCCGCCUCCUGGAACUACGCAUAGAAGACAAAGGACUCGUCCUGGAACCCACUGGCACCGACGACCAGGUAGAAGUCUUCUAUGACAUAGACGUAGACCUCAGUCUCCUCCGCACGCAUACGCUACGGAGACGGGCAGACUUCUCCAAAGCCUAUUACGACCAAGACUUCGACGAACUACUACUCGGACUCACCACGUACGUCUUACACUCUCGCUUCCGUCGCCUCAGUCGGCUGCCUGCGUCGGUUCACUCCCCCCCGUCGGUUCACUCCCCGGUUUAUUCCCUUCUCCUUCCCUUUCUCCUUCUCCUCUCCCUUGCCCUUCCCCUUGCCCUUCCCCUUCUCCUCCUUCUUCUCCAGCUUCUUUACCAGCUCCUGUGUUUUUAG